AUGUGGGGGACGCCGGGCGCCGCGGAGCGGAGCAUCCGUCCCUACUGCUCCAGCCAGCAGUACCUCUGCGCCAUGAAGGAGGACCUGGCCGAGUGGCUGAAGGAGCUGUAUGACCUGGACAUCGAGGCAGGCACCUUCCUGGAGGUGCUGGAGACGGGGGCCGUGCUCUGCUCCCACGCCAACCACGUCGCCCACGCGGCCGCAGAGUUCGCCCGCACCUGCCCUGCUGCAGCCCGCCGCCUCCGCCUGCCCGCCGCCGGCGUCGCCUGCAACCUCGCGGCGCAGCCGGGCACCUUCCAGGCCAGGGACAACGUCUCCAACUUCAUCCAGUGGUGCAGGAAGGAGAUGGGUAUUAAAGAUGUGCUGAUGUUUGAGACGGAGGACCUGGUGCUGCGGAAGAACGAGAAGAACUUCGUGCUGUGCCUGCUGGAGCUGGCGCGCCGCGCCGCCCGCUUCGGCAUGCGCGCCCCGACCCUCGUGCAGAUGGAGGAGGAGAUCGAGGAGGAGCUCCGGCAGGAGCUGCACCUGCCCCCCACAGACACCCCCCUGCCCCGGCCCCCCAGGGAACCCCGGGACCUUCAAAACCUUGACCAGAUGGUCCAGCACCUGGUGAGCCGCUGCACCUGCCCCGUCCAGUUCCCCAUGAUUAAGAUAUCAGACGGGAAAUACCGCGUGGGCGACUCCGACACCCUCAUCUUUGUCCGGAUCCUGCGGGAGCACGUCAUGGUGCGGGUCGGGGGCGGCUGGGACACGCUGCAGCACUACCUGGACAAGCACGACCCGUGCCGCUGCACCUCGCUCUCUCACAAGCAGCAUUCCAGGAGCAGGACCCCCCAGCAGGUGCAGCACGAGGUCCAGCUCUGCAAAGCGCCCCCGGCCCCCAGCCGUGGGCAGCCCUCGCUGCUGGUCAGCCGCUCACAGAGCCCGCUGCCCCCCGUCACAUGGGGACCCCCUGGGGGGACCACAGAGGAGCUGGCAGCAGGGGGCCAGACCCCGCAGGGCACGAGGGCAGCCACCCUGCCAAAGCCCCGGCGGUGCCUCAAGAAACCUGAGCGUGUGCCCUCCAUCUACAAGCUGAAGCUGCGGCCCAAAGUGCGUCCCCGGCGGGACCAUCGGCCCGGGAAGGGCCCCUCGCGCAUCCCCACCCCCCUGGGGCAGCGCCUGCCCCGUGCGCGGGGCCAGCAUCGCCCCCCGGCCCCGACACGGCACCCGCAGCCCGGGGGUGCACGCCCCGCAGCCAAGCACUCGCUGGCUGACAGCGGCGCGUGGCUUACCGAAGACGAUGAGGAGGCGUGGGUCUGA
This is a messenger RNA of Cygnus atratus (black swan), 1302 nucleotides long. Its product is annotated as GAS2-like protein 2. Lineage: Eukaryota; Metazoa; Chordata; Aves; Anseriformes; Anatidae. Gene Ontology annotation, biological process: actin crosslink formation; microtubule bundle formation; protein localization to microtubule plus-end. Gene Ontology annotation, molecular function: actin filament binding; cytoskeletal adaptor activity; microtubule binding. Gene Ontology annotation, cellular component: microtubule plus-end; stress fiber; cytoplasm. Bases 1 to 1302 code for a protein of 433 amino acids. The transcript is spliced from 6 exons. The record is from RefSeq and is a predicted model, not a curated record.